AACAAUACGAACAUUGACGGAGAUACACGAAGUGCGCGAUGAAUGGAACUAUAUGACAUGUCAGUGAUUCUCAAACAUAAACUUCGAUGCGAAUUCUCGAUUCUAUAGCACAGGUGUAGAGGGAUGAUUUUACCCCACCCUCUAAACCGUGGCUGGUACCAACGUAACGGGGGGAUGAUUAUUGACGUCCGAUAAACGUGGCAAGGAACUCGUAUCGCUGAAAGAAAAUGGGAUUGUUCGAUCGUUUAGCGAAUCUCCUCGGUCUUAGGAAAAAAGAAGUAAACGUUUUAGUAGUGGGCCUUAAUAACAGUGGUAAGUCGACGGUCAUAAAUAAUUUCAAACGCGAGGACGACCGUUGCAUAGACAUAGUGCCCACUGUCGGGUUUAAUGUCGAGAAAUUCGCAUUCAAGAAUGUCAAUUUCACCGCAUUUGAUAUGUCAGGCCACGAUCGUCAUCGAUCAUUGUGGGAGCAUUAUUAUAAAGAUUGCCACGGGAUUAUCUUUAUAAUUGACAGUAGCGAUAAGCUCCGACUGGUUGUCGUGAAAGAAGAAUUGGACAUGCUCUUGCAACAUCCCGAUGUAGCAGGUCGCAAAAUACCCAUCCUUUUUUUGGCAAACAAAAUGGAUUUACCUGACUCCUUGACUACCGUGAAGCUGGUCGCUGGAUUGGGACUCGAGCGAAUACAGAAUAAACCCUGGCAUAUACGAGCGACAAACGCGAUAACCGGCGAAGGUUUGCAGCCGGCAAUCGAGUGGCUGACAGAUCAAAUUCGUGAUAUAUACAUUAACAAGAGAUAAAACGCGCCGACAUCGGAUGGAAAACGCGAUUGGUUUGAUUUUUUUUUCUCUUUUGACAAAAUGUGUCGGAUCGACAUUAGUGCCUGUAUAUGUCAUUUAAAAUAUGUUACGGAAUUCUUCGUAUUUUUGUAUUUGAAGAGUGUUUCAUUUGGCGCUACUAAAAAUGUUUAUGGAAUCAACAGUCAUGAUUCACGAAUGUACCUAGACGCGACAUGUCAGACUCGAAAGUACCUAUCUUAAUUCAAACGUGAGGGCACUCUUGACGUCGAGUGAAACGUCAGUCGUCCAUUCGAAAUCCGGUGUAAUCGGGUGUAAUAGCGUAAAGAAAUUCUCGGUACAAAGUUCUCAUAAGUUUCUAUCGAAAAGAAAGUGUAUUCUUCGCGUUGAAUAUUGCUAUAAUCGAGGUAAAAAAUGUAUAAUUAGGAAGCAUCGCCGCAAGCUCAAUUUAAUUCCGUCCAAAAGUAGGCGUACAUAGCUGAACAUAUGUAAGUGUAUAUAAAAUUAUUAUUUUUUAAUAUAAUUGCGGCCCAAUUUUCCGCACUGUAACGAUAGAGCAUCGUAUAAUGCUCUGCAGAGAAAUAUUUCAUCGUAAUAUUUAAACUAUUCAGUUUCAAUAAACAUUUGAAUUGAA
Messenger RNA from Nylanderia fulva, 1428 nucleotides. RefSeq names its product ADP ribosylation factor-like 6 (gene Arl6). The record is from RefSeq and is a predicted model, not a curated record. NCBI's taxonomy places the organism in Eukaryota, Metazoa, Arthropoda, Insecta, Hymenoptera, Formicidae. Gene Ontology annotation, molecular function: GTP binding; GTPase activity.